AGUAGUGUGUUGGGAAGCUGCACAGAAGCUCCGGUCACUGAAAGGUAACUUUUAUAAAGCAGCUCUUAUACUGCGAAUGUUUCGUUUUCUCAUACGACGCGUAGCAGAAGAGCGUUAUCAAAGACUGGAGCGUUUGAUUUAGCCCCCCGCCUUUUCCUCUUGGAUGUAUCGCUUGAAGAACUAGGAACGGACCGCGCAGCUCACCGAAGCCGGGAUGAGCGGGACCUCCGCGGGGUCGGCCGCGGCGCCCUGCCGCUUCGCGCACUACUUUGUUAUUUGUGGAAUAGACACAGAAACGGGACUUGAACCGGACGAGUUAGCAGGUGAAAACUUUGAGCAGAGUCCCCUGAAGAGGACAUUCAAGUCCAAAGUUCUGGCACGUUAUCCAGAAAAUGUGGAGUGGAACCCAUUCGACCAGGAUGCUGUUAACAUGGUAUGUGGACUGACACAGGCAGACCAGCGCGAGCCUCAGUUCCACUCCUUCAUCAUCACCAAGGAGGAUGGAUCUCGAACAUAUGGUUUCGUUCACACCUUUUAUGAGGAGGUGACCAGCCCACAGAUCUGCUCUGCCAUGCAGACUCUCUACCAGAUGCACAAUGCCGAGCAAACAAAUGCCGUUUCUUCCUCCUCCUCUUCUUCCUCCAGCAUGGACUCACUAGCCAGCAGUUUAGAUGAUGGUUACUCCCCCACCUCAUCAUCCUCGUCAUCUUUAUCUCGUGCAGCGGGGAGCUAUGACUCGUCACGGGACACGCUCUAUGUGUCCAAAGCCUUGUGUCUGAUCACGCCUAUGCCCUUCAUGCACGCCUGCCGGCGCUUCCUUGCACAGAUGCACUCUGCUGUCAUAGCUGCAACCGCACCCCCCUUGCCACUGGAGAGCUACGUUUACAACAUCCUGUACGAGGUGCCGCUGCCUGCUCUGGGGCGUUCACUCAAAUUCCACGGCAUUUACGAACCCAUUGUCUGCCAAAGGCCGGGACCGGGAGAGCUUCCCCUGGCCGACUUCCCCCUGGCAGAGGCCUUUUCUCUGCUAGGCGUGGAAAACCUGGUCCAGGUGUUCACCUGCACCUUGCUGGAGAUGCAGAUUCUGCUGUACUCACAGGGAUAUGAAAUCAUGAAUUAGGCCGAGGGCAUCACCACCCUCCUAUUUCCCUUCCAGUGGCAGCACGUCUAUGUUCCCAUCCUGCCAGCCUCCCUCCUGCAUUUCCUAGAUGCACCUGUUCCCUACCUGAUGGGCCUGCAGUCCAAAGAGGGCACUGACCGCUCCAAACUUGAGCUUCCUCAGGAGGAUGCUGGCCGCAGAUCCUUUGGUGCUGUAGGUGUAUGGUGCGUCUAUUACUGGGCUUCAUUCCUGUCAGACCAGCCAGAGCCCUACCUUCCCUUUCUGUCUCACUUCAUUGAGACACAGAUGUUUGCCACCUUCAUUGACAACAAGAUCAUGUCUCAGUGGGAGGAGAAGGAGCCUAUGCUCCAUGUCUUUGACACUCGUAUUGACAAGGCACGCCUCUAUAACAUCCGUGCUCCCAGCCUCCGGUCGUCCUGCUACCAGAGGUGCUCCAUCCUCAAAGAGUCUGCUCAGGCCAUUGAGCAGCGGCUGAUGAAGAUCGACCACACGGCCGUCCUCCCACACCUGCUGGACAUGAAGAUCGGUCAGGGGAAGUACGAGCAGGGGUUCUUCCCCAAACUGCAGACCGAAGUGCUCAACACAGGACCAAGCAAUAACAAGUGGUGUCACAAGGCAACAACAGCUCAGCGCAGGAAAGAUCGCCACAGACAACAAACGGAACAUCUAACCCUUGAUAAUGAGCUGAAAGAGAAGUACAUGCAGGAGGCCCGCAGCCUCGGGAAGAAUCUGCGGCAGCCGAAACUCUCCGACCUGUCGCCUGCCGUGAUCGCCCAGACCAACUGGAAGUUUGUGGAGGGGUUGCUCAAGGAGUGUCGCAUGAAGACCAAGCGUAUGCUGGUGGAGAAGAUGGGCCGCGAGGCGGUGGAGCUGGGUCAUGGCGAGGCCAGCAUCACUGGAUUAGAGGAGAACACUCUGAUCGCCAGUCUGUGUGACCUGCUGGAGAGAAUCUGGAGCCACGGGCUGCAGGUCAAACAGGGGAAGUCUGCUCUGUGGUCUCACCUGCUGCACUAUCAGGCCCGGGAGGAGAUGCUGGCGCUGCAGGCUGACUCACCAGCGCCUCGCCUUCUUGAGAGGAGGAAGUCUGAUAGUUCCAUAGCGAUGCCUUCUCUGCGUGUGUCUCUCAUUCAGGAUAUGAGCCCGUACCGAGUCAUCAUCAUCCCCAUCAAGAAGCUGAGCAACGCUAUGACCACAUCCAACCCCUGGGUGUGUGUCUCAGGGGAACUGGGAGACUCGGGCAUCAUGCAGAUCCCCAAGAAUGUAUUAGAAAUGACCUUUGAUUGUCAGAACCUGGGGAAGCUCACCACGGUGCAGCUGGGUCACGAUAACGCCGGCCUGCUGGCUAAAUGGUUGGUGGACUGUGUGAUGGUGCGGAAUGAGAUCACAGGACACACCUACAGGUUCCCGUGCGGUCGAUGGCUCGGUAAGGGUGUGGAUGACGGCAGCCUGGAGAGGGUCCUAAUCGGGGAAUUAGUGUUGCCCAGCGGAGAGGAUGACUCUGCAAGGGCCUGCCGUACACCCCCGCUGCAGCGUUCGCCUUCCCAGGGCCGACGCAUCAGCAUCACGUCGCUCACCGGACGAGAUACCAAGCUGAAUUCAGCACAAAUCCAAGAGGGGAUUGGAGAGGCAGUGAACAACAUAAUCAAACACUUCCACAAACCAGAGAAAGAGAGAGGCAGUCUGACUGUCCUGCUGUGCGGCGAGAACAGCUUGGUCGCGGCUCUGGAACAGUUCUUCCAUCACGGCUUCAAAUCUGCCCGGCUCUUCCAGAAGACGGUGUUUGUGUGGGACUUUGUGGAGAAGGCUGUUGCCUACAUGGAGUCAGCUGACCAGGUGGGAGACCUUCAGGAGACCACUGAGGCCGUGAAGAUGACCUGUCAGUCACUCUGUCAUUACUUCAAUGCAAUCAACUCCACCUCCAGAAACAUCGGCAAGGACGGAAAGUUCCAGUUGUUAGUCUGUCUCGGAGCCAGAGACCGCCUGCUGGCCCCGUGGCUCCCCCUGCUCGUGGAGUGUCCAGUGAUCCUGCAGAUGUAUGAGGACACAGCAAUGCUCAGAGACCCCUCCACUCUCAAUACCCUUAUAAGCGUCCUUGAGACACUGCACGACUUCUCCAUCACACUGGAAGCCUCACUGGUCAAAGGCAUCAACCUUUAGCUCCACAGGACUCUGGUUUAUUUUCUGUCUUCAGUUCACUCGUCUAACUGUCAGCUCCUUGGCCUUGUGAUAAUAAGGUAAUAAGGUUUGGAGGACGUUAAAUUGAAAGGACAAUUUGGGAACCAAAGGAAUACGUUCCACAUGUUCUCAUGUUGCUUGAUUCUUCAUGGGAGACGUUAGAAUCUGUGGGUGACCCAUGAGCUUGGAUGCAGUAUUUUCACUCUUCCUGUGAAUUUCAAAGACUAUUUAAACAAAAGGUCAGAUCAAGGAUCUGUAGUUUUUUACUUGAUGAACUAAUACUGUUCAUCACAGAGCUCGAGUUUCUGCAGACAUAUCAGCUUUUAGAAGCACUUCCUGCCUUCCAUGUAUCCUUUGUUAUUUCAGUACACUUGGGAAAUGACUGUUUGGCUUCCUGCUCACAUAAAACUCAAGCUGUAGGUCAAAAAUCUGUUCCAAAAAGACUUUUGCAAAGCAGUUAUUCACUGUCAUGUUUGAGGGAACUACUUUUUAUAUUCCCAAAAACUGUUCAUCUGGGCGAUCGUGGCUCAAGAGUUGG
This is a messenger RNA of Neolamprologus brichardi, 3833 nucleotides long. Lineage: Eukaryota; Metazoa; Chordata; Actinopteri; Cichliformes; Cichlidae. The record is from RefSeq and is a predicted model, not a curated record.